This is a messenger RNA of Psammomys obesus (fat sand rat), 2545 nucleotides long. It is a transcript of the gene Lnx1, whose product is annotated as ligand of numb-protein X 1. Lineage: Eukaryota; Metazoa; Chordata; Mammalia; Rodentia; Muridae. Gene Ontology annotation, biological process: ubiquitin-dependent protein catabolic process. Gene Ontology annotation, molecular function: protein binding; ubiquitin-protein transferase activity. The record is from RefSeq and is a predicted model, not a curated record. The transcript is spliced from 10 exons. Gene Ontology annotation, cellular component: cytoplasm. Bases 1 to 1944 code for a protein of 647 amino acids.
AUGAGCCUAGCGCCUCGGGAGGGAUGUGGCAAUACUGUAACGGUGUCAGCCGUGCUCAGGUGCUGGCACCUUCACAACUGCUGUUCAGCAGCAGACACUGCUCAGUGUCCCCGGGACAUCUUGAUCCCAGAGAUGGGAAACUGUAAAGGUGCUUCUCACUAUGGCCUGACCAAGGACAGGAAAAGGCGAUCGCAAGAUGGCUGCCCUGAUGGCUGCGCUAGCCUCACGGCAAGGACACCCUCCCCAGAGGUUUCUGCAGCCGCCACCAUCUCUUUAAUGACCGAUGAGCCUGGCCUAGACAACCCUGCCUUCGUGUCCUCAGUGGGGGAUGGUGAGCCAGUAGCCAACCCCUCAGACUCUAGCCGGAGCAGCCGAACGAGGGCACGGCCCUUUGAGCGCUCCACGAUGAGAAGCCGAUCUUUCAAAAAGAUCAACAGAGCCCUGAGCGUUCUUCGAAGGAUGAAGAGUGGGAGUGCCGUCGCCAGCAACACCGACCAGGGCAGGGGAAGCCCUGAGAACGCCACUGUCCCUGAAGUCUUCCCCAGGCUGUAUCACCUGAUUCCAGAUGGCGAGAUUACAAGCAUCAAGAUCAACAGAGCGGAUCCCAAUGAAAGCCUCUCCAUUAGGCUCGUGGGAGGCAGUGAGACCCCGCUGGUCCACGUCAUCAUCCAGCAUAUUUAUCGUGAUGGAGUGAUUGCCAGGGACGGACGUCUGCUGCCAGGAGACAUCAUUCUCAAGGUCAACGGAAUGGACAUCAGCAACGUCCCUCAUAACUACGCCCUGCGGCUCCUGCGGCAGCCCUGCCAGGUGCUGCGGCUCACAGUGCUGCGGGAGCAGAAGUUCUGCAGCAGGAGCAAUGGGCAGACUCAGGACUCCCAUGGACCUCGUGAUGACAGCUUCCACGUCAUCCUCCACAAAAGCAGCCCCGAGGAGCAGCUCGGUAUCAAACUGGUCCGCAGAGUGGACGAGCCCGGGGUGUUCAUCUUCAACAUGCUGAACGGUGGUGUUGCCGACCGACACGGCCAGCUGGAGGAGAACGAUCGCGUGCUGGCCAUCAAUGGACACGACCUCCGAUUUGGCAGUCCAGAAAGCGCAGCUCAUCUGAUUCAGGCCAGUGAAAGACGUGUCCACCUCGUCGUAUCCCGCCAGGUUCGACAGCCCAGCCCAGACAUCUUUCAAGAAGCUGGCUGGAUCAGCAAUGGCCAGCCAUCCCCAGGCCCAGGGGAGAGGAACACAGCUUUUAAGCGCUUCCAUCCUGCAGCCACUUGUCAUGAGAAGGUUGUAAGUGUCCGAAAAGACCCCAGCGAAUCUCUCGGCAUGACUGUUGGAGGGGGAGCAUCACACAGGGAAUGGGACCUGCCCAUCUAUGUCAUCAGUGUUGAGCCCGGAGGAGUCAUAAGCAGAGAUGGAAGAAUAAAAACAGGAGACGUUUUAUUGAGUGUGAAUGGAAUUGAGCUCACGGAGGUCAGCCGGAUGGAGGCCGUUGCCAUACUGAAGAGCACAUCGUCCUCAGUGGUCCUCAAAGCCUUGGAAGUCAGGGAACAGGAGCCACAGGAAGAUUGCAGCCCAGCAGCCCUGGACUCCAAUCACAACGUGAGCCCACCUGGUGACUGGUCCCCAUCCUGGAUCAUGUGGCUGGAAUUACCACAGUACUUAUACAACUGUAAAGAUGUGAUAUUACGGAGGAACACAGCUGGAAGUCUGGGCUUCUACAUUGUAGGAGGCUAUGAAGAAUACAGUGGUAACAAACCUUUUUUUAUCAAAUCCAUUGUCGAAGGAACACCAGCAUACAACGAUGGAAGAAUUAGGUGUGGUGACAUUCUUCUGGCUGUCAACGGUAGAAGCACGUCGGGCAUGGCACAUGCUUGCUUGGCAAGGAUGCUCAAAGAACUGAAAGGGAGAAUUACUCUCACUGUUGCUUCUUGGCCUGGUACUUUUUUAUAAAAUCAACGCUGGAUCUUAGAAAAAUCACAGAUAGGCUAAGUAAAACUGUAUUUAUCUUGUCAAUUUUUCUAUUUAAAGAAUAUAUUGUAAAAAAUGCCAGAAAAAGUAUGACAUUAUGAAAGCAAGUUGCACCUCAGAGAACGUUCUCAAAAAUAAAAACUCAUGAUAGUUUUUAUUUGGUGUGGAGGAUUUCUCAUCACUCCAGAUCUUUAAGUUUAUAUUUUUUUAUUCAAUAAAAGGCCCAUAAAAACUAAAAUGGUUUGUAUGCCACACUUAAUUUAAAUCAGUUGAAAAUGCGGUGUAAGUGGAGUUCAAGAAGGGGCACAUUGUGGGCACUUAAAUUUAAUGGCAGAGGAUUUAAAGGAGAAAUAAGUAUUUCUAAGUGACAGCUGUCCACUUACUUGUGGCUCUCAUCCUUGCACACACCAGUUCCCUGCCCCACUCUCUGCAAUCCCUCCCGGGAUCAGUUUGGAUUUAAAGCUUGGUUUUAAUAAGAAACAACUGAUCUAAUAUAGUACUGUCACUGAGUUUAUUUUUUCUCUUAAUACGGAAACAGUGUUGCCCCCCCCCCCCCAAAAAAAAGACCCACAUUCUAUUCUGC